Molecule: messenger RNA, 431 nt
Organism: Octodon degus (degu)
Lineage: Eukaryota; Metazoa; Chordata; Mammalia; Rodentia; Octodontidae
Product: fatty acid-binding protein, liver
Exons: 4
Coding region: 13-396 (127 amino acids)
Biological process (GO): fatty acid transport
Cellular component (GO): cytosol; nucleus
Molecular function (GO): fatty acid binding
Source: RefSeq, a predicted model, not a curated record
CCUUUUGCCACCAUGAGCUUCUCGGGCAAGUACCAGGUGCAGAGCCAGGAAAAUUUCGAGCCCUUCAUGAAGGCAAUUGGGCUACCUGAGGACCUGAUCCAGAAGGGGAAGGACCUCAAGGGGGUGUCAGAAAUCGUGCAGAACGGAAAUCACUUCAAGCUCACCAUCACUACUGGGUCCAAGGUGAUGACAAAUGAGUUCACCUUGGGAGAGGAGUGUGAAAUAGAGACCAUGACGGGGGAGAAGGUCAAGGCAGUAGUUAACCUGGAAGGCAACAACAAGCUGGUGACAACAUUUAAAAACAUCAAGUCUGUGACUGAACUCAAUGGGGACACCCUGACCAGCACCUUGACGCUGGGCGACAUUGUCUUCAAAAGAAUCAGCAAGAGAGUGUAGACAAGUCUGCAUUUCCUAUUCUUUACUGUGUAAAA